Molossus molossus (Pallas's mastiff bat) is the source of this 2058-nucleotide messenger RNA. RefSeq names its product cholinergic receptor muscarinic 5 (gene CHRM5). Lineage: Eukaryota; Metazoa; Chordata; Mammalia; Chiroptera; Molossidae. The transcript has a single exon. Gene Ontology annotation, cellular component: plasma membrane; dendrite; synapse. Gene Ontology annotation, biological process: G protein-coupled receptor signaling pathway, coupled to cyclic nucleotide second messenger; chemical synaptic transmission; adenylate cyclase-inhibiting G protein-coupled acetylcholine receptor signaling pathway. The record is from RefSeq and is a predicted model, not a curated record. The coding region runs from base 77 to 1672 and encodes 531 amino acids. Gene Ontology annotation, molecular function: G protein-coupled acetylcholine receptor activity; G protein-coupled serotonin receptor activity.
UCCCAGAGGAGGUGUUAGACAAAAAAGAGACCAGCAUAGAACCCAAGUUACUCCUAAUGCAAAUUCUUGCACCAGGAUGGAAGGAGAAUCUUACCACAAUGCAACCACUGUCAACGGCACCCCAGUAAACCACCAGCCUUUGGAACGCCACAGGUUGUGGGAGGUGAUCACCAUUGCAGCUGUGACUGCUGUGGUCAGCCUGAUCACCAUUGUGGGCAACGUCUUAGUCAUGAUCUCCUUCAAAGUCAAUAGUCAGCUGAAGACAGUUAACAACUACUACCUGCUCAGCUUAGCCUGUGCGGAUCUCAUCAUCGGGGUCUUCUCCAUGAACCUCUAUACCACCUACAUCCUCAUGGGGCGCUGGGCUCUUGGAAGUCUGGCUUGUGACCUCUGGCUUGCAGUGGACUACGUGGCCAGCAACGCUUCCGUCAUGAACCUUCUGGUGAUCAGUUUUGACCGUUACUUUUCUAUCACAAGACCCCUGACAUAUCGGGCCAAGCGCACCCCAAAGAGGGCUGGCAUCAUGAUCGGCUUGGCCUGGCUGAUCUCCUUCAUCCUCUGGGCCCCAGCGAUCCUCUGCUGGCAGUACUUGGUUGGGGAGCGGACGGUGCCCCCAGACGAGUGCCAGAUCCAAUUCCUGUCUGAGCCCACCAUCACCUUCGGCACCGCCAUUGCUGCCUUCUACAUUCCCGUUUCUGUCAUGACGAUCCUCUACUGCCGAAUCUACCGGGAAACAGAGAAGCGGACCAAGGACCUUGCUGACCUCCAGGGCUCUGACUCUGUAGCUGAAACUGAGCAGAGAAAGCCAGCUCACAAGGCUCUGCUCAGGUCCUGCUUCAACUGCCCUCGGCCCACGCUGGCCCAGAGGGAAAGGAACCAGGCUUCCUGGUCCUCCCGCAGGAGCACUUCCACCACUGGGAAGCCAUCCCAAGCCACUGGCCCGAACACUGAGUGGGACAGAGCUGAGCAGCUCACCACGUGUAGCAGCUACCCCUCCUCAGAGGACGAGGACAAGCCCACCACUGACCCCGUCUUCCAGGUGGUCUACAAGAGUCAGGCCAUGGAAAGCCCAAGGGAAGAAUUCAGUGCUGAAGAGACGAAGGAAACUUUUGUGAAAGGUCAAACUGAAAAAAAUGACUAUGACACCCCAAAAUUCUUCCUGUCUCCGGCAGCUGCUCAUAGACCCAGGAGUCAGAAAUGUGUGGCCUAUAAGUUCCGAUUGGUGGUAAAAGCUGAUGGGACCCAGGAGACCAACAACGGCUGUCGCAAGGUGAAAAUCAUGCCCUGCUCCUCCCCAGUGUCUAAGGACCCUUCAACGAAAGGCCUGGAUCCCAACCUCAGCCAUCAAAUAACCAAACGAAAGAGAAUGGUCCUCGUCAAAGAGAGGAAAGCAGCCCAGACCUUGAGUGCCAUUCUCCUGGCCUUCAUCAUCACGUGGACCCCUUAUAACAUCAUGGUCCUGGUUUCCACCUUCUGUGACAAGUGUGUCCCAGUCACCCUGUGGCACUUGGGCUACUGGUUGUGCUACGUCAAUAGCACUGUCAACCCCAUUUGCUAUGCCCUCUGCAACAGAACCUUCAGGAAGACCUUUAAGAUGUUGCUUCUCUGCCGGUGGAAAAAGAAAAAAGCGGAAGAGAAGUUGUACUGGCAGGGGAAUAGCAAGCUCCCCUGAAGUUAACAACGCCUCUCAAAAGAAUGACCAUCAUCCACUUUCUCUGAGGAUGGGCAAGCUGAUUCUAGUUUGUUGAUUUUCAAAAAAGACACCUGUCAUUUUGAGUCCCGGAGGACUUUGUAAAGGCUUGAGGUCCGUCACCCAAAGGAAUGAGCCACACCUGCCACAACUGCUGCCAUAAUGAAUGAUUCUCGUCUGUGACUACGGCCGCCUGAUGCCACUGGAGUUUGCCCUUGAAGUAAAUAGACUCGUGGCACCUCAGGAGGGGAGACAUGCUGGGUUGGGAUGGACAAUGACUGAGGGAACUUUUGUGGGGAACCACAGGGACCAGUUGGAGACCUCUCCCUGUGGAAGCCUGUCAUAGACUUUUGUGCAGCGUGUAUUUG